Molecule: messenger RNA, 1346 nt
Organism: Musa acuminata AAA Group (dessert banana)
Lineage: Eukaryota; Viridiplantae; Streptophyta; Magnoliopsida; Zingiberales; Musaceae
Exons: 3
Coding region: 141-1136 (331 amino acids)
Biological process (GO): protein ubiquitination
Cellular component (GO): CCR4-NOT complex
Molecular function (GO): ubiquitin-protein transferase activity
Source: RefSeq, a predicted model, not a curated record
ACGAAUGAAAGCGGAAACCGCAAUCUUUUUGGUUAUCCGUUUCGCUUCGCUCUGCGUCCCUCCGCCUCUUCCUCAUCCUCUGUUGCUUCCGUCGUCGAUUCUUCUCUCUCUCGUUCUUCAAGGAAGAGAAGGAGGAAGAGAUGGGUUCCGACGCCGCGGCCUACGAUGCCUCCGUUGCCGCCAUCUCUCGCGACAUCGCCAGGAAAAAGAGGGUCAACAGGUCCGCAAAAUUGAAGCAGUGCAAGCUCGAUGCAAGGCGCGAGCAGUGGCUCUCCCAAGUGAGGAACAAGGAUUGCAUGGUGACGAGCAGGGGAGCGCCUGCUGCCUCUUCUCCCCCUCAUGUUGCUCUUUCUAAGAAGUUGGAUCGCACAUCGAAGGAGGAGGAGGAGGAGAAGCAUCGGGUUGAGGUGGAGCCGGAUGGGUUGAGUUUCCACGAAAGUGAGGAAGGUUCCCCGACUCACUGCAGCCACAUGAAUGGAUGUGCUAACAAUAGCAUCAGCAGCGAAAGCAGCUUCGGAUCCUCUUCCAGAAGCUUUAGCAAUGCCGAAGUGGAGGAAGAUAUUUGCGAGGAGAGAGGGGAAGAGAAAGAGGGAAUAGACGAUUGGGAGGCCUUAGCUGAUGCAUUGCCCAUCGCUCAUGACCGCAAUCAACCCAAUCUGAAUCCCCUAGCUUCCAUCCCAGAUUCUACUGCAAGAGCCGUUGGAACGAACAAAGAUUGCCAUGAGGGCUUCGCAAAACCACAUGACAAGCCAAUGGUUCCUAGAGCUUGGAGGGCAGAUGAUGCUUUUCGCCCACAGAGCCUGCCCAACCUCUCAAAGCAGUGGAGUUUCCCUGUGAGCAGAGAAAGGCACUAUGCAGCAGCUAGGUGGGCUCACCAUGACAUCCUUUCCGCGCCAUCAACAUGUCCCAUCUGCUGUGAGGACUUGGAUCCAACGGACUCAAGCUUCCUCCCCUGUAACUGUGGCUUCCGCCUCUGCCUCUUCUGCCACAAGCGGAUUCUCGAAGCAGAUGGUCGCUGCCCUGGGUGCAGGAAGCAUUAUGAUCCUAUGGCUGGUGGUGAGAUGGGCAAUGGGGGAGGAAUGCAACCAGUAACUCUCCGCCUCUCUCAUGCCUGUAGCAUGAUUUCACGAACCUAGGGUGAGAGGAUCAGCUACUUUGUUUCCCUUUUUGGGUCUUUCCAGUGAGUGUUCUCAUCUGCGAGAUCUGAGGGUUGUUUGUGUUUUCAUCAUUAUAGAUCAUAUGUUGGAUCUUCUUACAAGGAAGGCCAUGUGAAUAUGGGCAUAGGGUUUGGGUGUAUAAGGACUAAUUUUGGUAAAUUUAAUGCAGCGAAUGUUAUGUUUUAUUCA